AUGGAGCAGAAAAAGUCUUUCUUUCAGUUCUGCUUCCUUGCAAUAAUCCUGAUUAGCUUAUCAUAUCUCUGCAAAAACAAGGUUUCAGCAUCAUCAUCAUGCAAUGGUUCAAUAAUAGGAGAGUGCAAUGAAGAGUAUGAGUUGUUGAUGGAAUCAGAAAUCAGUAGAAGGUUUCUUGAACAGGAGAAAUCCAUCUCAUAUAAAGCCCUAGACAGAGACAAACAAGCAUGCAGUGGUGAUAAGGGCCAAUCUUAUAGUAGCAGUUGUUUGCCUCCACCCUCCAAUCCUCCAUCUCGUGGUUGUUCUAAACGCUAUCGUUGUAGAUCUUAAUUCGCGAAAUCUUCUCUUUCCUUUCUUUUUUUCCUAUCAAUUUUACUCAGCAAUGAAAAUGAAUUAUA
Hevea brasiliensis (rubber tree) is the source of this 398-nucleotide messenger RNA. Its product is annotated as protein RALF-like 32. The transcript has a single exon. The record is from RefSeq and is a predicted model, not a curated record. Lineage: Eukaryota; Viridiplantae; Streptophyta; Magnoliopsida; Malpighiales; Euphorbiaceae. Bases 1 to 330 code for a protein of 109 amino acids.